AUGUUGGGUGUGAUCUUUGCCGUGAUGUUGACGGUGAUGGUGACUGCGAUGGCGGCCGACGUUAGCUAUUACGAUUUUGGCCGCCGUGCGAUAUUGCCUGCAAUAUGCUCUGUGACUACGACUGUGACGUUGACUGUGAUCUAUGCUGCGAUCCUGACUCAGAUGCUGGUUGAUGCUGGCCAAGAUAACUUUGCCUGCCGUGUGUUAUUGGCUGCGACAUUGGCCACGAUGCUCAUUGUGGCCUUCGUUGCGAUGUUGGCGGUGACGCUGCCUGAAGUUGAUCAUGAUUUUCUUGCUCGCGAUCCGGUGUUGCCCACGAUGUUGUGUUUGAUAUCCAGCAUGAUGUUCACUAUGAUGGUGACGCUGAUGACGCUGAUGAUGAUAUUUGACUUGUUUCGACUCUCAGAGCUUGAGUCCUCGACCUCUAAACUAGUCAGCCACUGCAAUCCCCGAGCAAUUAACGAGCAUAGACGUGGUUUUGUGAGGAGAUGGCUGUCUUAA
This is a messenger RNA of Penicillium riverlandense, 501 nucleotides long. RefSeq lists its product as uncharacterized. Bases 1 to 501 code for a protein of 166 amino acids. NCBI's taxonomy places the organism in Eukaryota, Fungi, Ascomycota, Eurotiomycetes, Eurotiales, Aspergillaceae. The record is from RefSeq and is a predicted model, not a curated record. The transcript has a single exon.